Messenger RNA from Botrytis fragariae, 1125 nucleotides. RefSeq lists its product as uncharacterized. Lineage: Eukaryota; Fungi; Ascomycota; Leotiomycetes; Helotiales; Sclerotiniaceae. The transcript has 2 exons. The coding region runs from base 1 to 1125 and encodes 374 amino acids. The record is from RefSeq and is a predicted model, not a curated record.
AUGAUUACCGGUGGCAGAUUCACAGAUAGCACCCUCUCGCCACGCAUCACUUCCUCGAAUACUAUGUUUGUCUCUCCACCACUUUUACCUUCCUAUUCGACACAACCAACUCAACCACCCUACUAUUCGGCGUCCACACUACCCACCCAGUUCCGAAGAAUUUACGCUAGGUCUUUCUUCCUUAACCAAACUGUGAACGCAGUCUCCGCACCCAAAGAGACUUUAGAUACAACAAGAAUCAUGCUCUAUUCCUUAUUCUUCAUCAUGUCUUGCUGCGCACUCUUCUCCCUCACCUACUUCCUCAACUACGUUUGCAAACUUCACGUUACCAAGCUGCAAAAGCGAUAUAGUUACGAAUCAUAUGGGGAGUUUGAAGGAUUGAUAACGCGAAGAAUUUUCUUUCGUUAUCGUACGUUUGAUGAGACUUCUCCGUAUGAUGAUGAGGAGAAUGGACGAUGCCCUGUUCCUUCAUCCAGGAGCACCGAGAAUUGGAAAUAUACCAAUCCUAUCAAUGAUACCAAGGCUACCAAAGCUAUCAAUGCGAUCAAGGCUACCAAAGUUUCCAAAGCUAUCAAACCCACCAAACCCGUCAAAGCUACUAAACUUACCGAAACGACCGAUAUCCAUCCCAGCGAACCCGAAUGGGAAAGCGCCCAGCCCUCCCACCUAACCACACCUAGCCGUCGCAAAGUAGAAUGGGCCAACCUGCCCCGACCCAUCCGCCGUCCACCCACCUCGAAACAACAAGCAGGUCUACAAUUCGCAGCGUCUCCUACUCGUCCCUCUCGUCCCCCUCGUCUUAAUCCCCCCAAGAGAUUACGCAUGGCAAUUCCAGGCCAAGAAUCUUCCUCGUGGAUUGUUGGUCUACCUUGGGCAACGGCAGCAGAUGGUCCGCAUAUUGGUGAUGAGGGUAAGAAGGAUAGGGAGAUGAAUCCGGAUGAUGAGAAUUGGGGAGAUAUUGAUAGAAUUAUGAGUGACGAGCGAGAUCAAUAUGCUGGUGAUAAGAAGAUUCUAGAUGAGGCGAGGAGAAAGGAUAGGGAAGUGAAAAGAGAGAGUGGAUUCAUUCCAUCGCGAGAGGAAUGCAAUAAUUGUUCGACUAGUUCGGAAAGCUUUUGGGCUUAUUAG